Molecule: messenger RNA, 1413 nt
Organism: Varanus komodoensis (Komodo dragon)
Lineage: Eukaryota; Metazoa; Chordata; Lepidosauria; Squamata; Varanidae
Gene: HTR2B
Product: 5-hydroxytryptamine receptor 2B
Exons: 3
Biological process (GO): regulation of behavior; smooth muscle contraction; G protein-coupled receptor signaling pathway, coupled to cyclic nucleotide second messenger
Cellular component (GO): dendrite; plasma membrane
Molecular function (GO): neurotransmitter receptor activity; G protein-coupled serotonin receptor activity
Source: RefSeq, a predicted model, not a curated record
AUGCUUGAGUAACACACAAACUCUGAACACGUUCUACUGGGCACCAAAAUGGUCUUGCCUUUGAACGCAUCUGGACCUGGCAACGGAUCUGUGCAGCCAGCCUCGGGGGAAGGGAACACGCUGCACUGGGCAGCUCUGCUCAUCCUGACGGUCAUCAUACCCACCAUCGGAGGGAAUAUUCUCGUCAUACUGGCUGUGUCCUUGGAGAAGAAGUUGCAAUAUGCCACCAAUUACUUCCUCAUGUCCCUGGCAGUGGCCGACUUGCUGGUUGGAUUGUUUGUGAUGCCAAUAGCCCUUCUUACUAUACUGUUUGAGAUCGCAUGGCCUCUUCCACGGGAUUUAUGCCCCGUCUGGCUCUUUCUAGACGUCCUCUUCUCCACCGCAUCCAUCAUGCAUCUUUGUGCCAUCUCACUGGACCGUUACAUUGCCAUAAAGAAGCCCAUCCAAGCCAGUCAGUACAACUCUCGGGCUACGACACUCAUCAAAAUAACGGUUGUGUGGCUAAUCUCAAUAGGUAUUGCGAUUCCAAUCCCAAUCCGUGGCAUAGAAGAAGGAGGUGAAAACCUUCCGAAUUUCACCUGUGUGCUGAAGCCGGAACGCUUCGGAGACUUUAUCCUAUAUGGCUCAGUAGCAGCCUUCUUUGUCCCACUGGCCAUCAUGGUGGUCACUUACUUUCUCACCAUCCGAGUUCUGCACAAGAAGGCCUACUUGAUCAACAAACCGCCUCCGCGUUUGACCUGGGGUUCCGUGUCCACGGUAUUUCAGCGGGACGUGACAUCGGGAUCAUCGCCGGAGAAGGUAGCCAUGCUGGACAGCGCUAGGAAGGACAAGCCGUUGCCAAAUGGGAGUCAAGAGCAACCCAUGCGCAGGGUGUCCACAGUUGGAAAGAAGUCGAUGCAGACGAUCACUAACGAACAACGCGCUUCCAAAGUCUUGGGGAUUGUGUUCUUCCUCUUCUUGCUGAUGUGGUGCCCAUUUUUCAUAACCAAUAUCACUUCUGUUCUCUGCAAAUCCUGCAGUGAGGAAUUUAUCCAAACUCUUAUGGAGAUAUUUGUUUGGAUAGGCUACGUGUCCUCAGGGGUAAAUCCACUGGUCUAUACCCUGUUCAAUAAGACAUUCAGGGAAGCGUUUGGAAGGUACAUGACUUGCAAUUAUCAGGCCUCAACUCCUGGGAAUGCCCUUCGGAAAUGCUCCAGCAGGCUCUCAUUCAGACAUUCCAUGGCAGAGAACUCGAAGAUUUUUAUGAUGAAUCAUGGAAUGCGGAAUGGGAUUAACCCAGUAAUGUACCAAAGUCAUAGAAUUUGCAGUUCACCUAUCCAAUCCUCAUCGGCGAUUCUACUGGAUACUCUACUACUUACAGAGAAUGAAGCCGACAAAACAGAAGAACAGGUCAGCUAUGUGUAGCUGAAUGAA